Messenger RNA from Drosophila erecta, 2937 nucleotides. RefSeq lists its product as uncharacterized. Lineage: Eukaryota; Metazoa; Arthropoda; Insecta; Diptera; Drosophilidae. The coding region runs from base 1 to 2937 and encodes 978 amino acids. The transcript has 11 exons. The record is from RefSeq and is a predicted model, not a curated record.
AUGCAUAUGGAUAUUAUAGCCCGUACGGACCUUUCGGGUCUUAUGAUCCAGGUCCAUUCCAAGCUCCAACAACACCAUAUCAACAACUACAACAUCCACCGCCAUCCCAACAUCCAACCCUACGACUACGUCCACUGCAAGUCCAUUAGAUUCAACCACAACUUCCACUGCAAUUCCGACGUCCACAACAACCGGAACUACUUCAAGUUCCACCGCGAUCCCAACAUCGGACUCUACGACAACGUCCAUUACAAGUUCGUCAACGGAGUCGACGACAACAUCUACUGCGAUUCCCACGUCGACAACAACAACCGAAAGUACCACAACAUCCACAUCACUUUGUCAAUUCCGACGUCCACAACAGCCGGAACUACUUCAACUUCCACCGCGAUCCCAACAUCGGACUCUACGACAACGUCGAUUACAAGUUCGUCAACGGAGUCGACGACAACAUCUACUGCGAUUCCCACGUCGACAACUACAACCGAAAGUACCACAACAUCCACAUCACUUUGUUCCAUUAGAUUCAACCACAACUUCCACAGCAAUUCCGACGUCCACAACAGCCGGAACUACUUCAACUUCCACCGCGAUCCCAACAUCGGACUCUACGACAACGUCGAUUACAAGUUCAUCAACGGAGUCAAUGACAACAUCCACUGCGAUUCCUACCAAUUCCGACGUCUACAACAGCAGGAACUACUUCAACUUCCACCGCGAUCCCAACAUCUGACUCUACGACAACGUCCACUACAAUCCAUUAUCUUCAACGACAACUUCAACAGUAAUUCCGACGUCCACAACAACCGGAACUACUUCAAGUUCCACCGCGAUCCCAACAUCGGACUCUACGACAACGUCCAUUACAACAUGUCAGACAUCAACAAAUACAACAUCCACCGCCAUCCCAACAUCCAACCCUACGACUACGUCCACUGCAAGUUCAUUAGAUUCAACCACAACUUCCACAGCAAUUCCGACGUCCACAACAGACGGAACUACUUCAACUUCCACCGCGAUCCCAACAUCGGACUCUACGACAACGUCCAUUACAAGUUCGUCAACGGAGUCGACGACAACAUCUACUGCGAUUCCCACGUCCACAACAACAACCGAAACCUGUCAAACAUCAACAAGUACAGCAACCUCCGCCAUACCAACAUCCAACCCUUCGACUACGUCCACUGCAAGUCCAUUAGAUUCAACGACAACUUCCACAGCAAUUCCGCCGUCCACAACAACCGAACCGGAACUACUUCAACUUCCACUGAGAUCCCAACAACAGACUCUACGACAACGUUGAUUACAAGUUCGGCAACGGAGUCGACGACAACAUCCACAUCCACCCCUACGUCCACAACAACAACUGAAAGUACCACCACAUCCACAACACCUUGUGUAGACGACCCUAAUCUUCCAGCAUGUCAGACAUCAACAACUACAACAUCCACCGCCAUCCCAACAUCAAACCCUACGACUACGUCCACUGCAAGUCCAUUAUCUUCAACGACAACUUCAACAGAAAUUCCGACGUCCACAACAACCGGAACUACUUCAACUUCCACCGCGAUCCCAACAUCGGACUCUACGACAACGUCCACUACGAUUUCGUCAACGGAGUCAACGACAACAUCCACAUCCACUCCUACCAUGUCAGACAUCAACAACUACAACAUCCACCACCAUCUCAACAUCCAACCCUACGACAUCCACUGCAAGUCCAUUAUCUUCAACGACAACUUCAACAGAAAUUCCGACUACAGCAACCUCCGCCAUACCAACAUCCAACCCUUCGACUACGUCCACUGCAAGUACAUCAGAUUCAACCACAACUUCCACAGCAAUUCUGACGUCCACAUCAACCGAAAGUACUUUAACAACCACAACAACAACUGCGAGUACUACAACAUCAACCGCGAUCCCAUCAUCCUCAACAUCGGACUCUACGACUCCGUAUACCACAAGUUCAUCUACUGCGUCAACUACAACAUCUACGGCAUUUCCAGCAUCCACAACAACCGAAAGUACUUCAACAUCCACAAAAACAGAAGAAAGUACUACAACAUCUACCGCGAUCCCAACAUCUUCCACAUCAGACUCUUCGAUUACAUCCACUGCAAGUACAUCAGAUUUAACGACAACCUCUACAGCGAUUCCCACGUCCACAUCAACCGAAAGUACUUCAACAACCACAACAACAACUGCGAGUACUACAACAUCAACCGCGAUCUCAUCAUCCUCAACAUCGGACUCUACGACUCCGUAUACCACAAGUUCAUCUACUGCGUCAACUACAACAUCUACGGCAUUUCCAGCAUCCACAACAACCGAAAGUACUUCAACAUCCACAAAAACAGAAGAAAGUACUACAACAUCUACCGCGAUCCCAACAUCUUCCACAUCAGACUCUUCGAUUACAUCCACUGCAAGUACAUCAGAUUUAACGACAACCUCUACAGCGAUUCCCACGUCCACAUCAACCGAAAGUACUUUAACAACCACAACAACAACUGCGAGUACUACAACAUCAAUCGCGAUCCCAACAUCCUCAACAUCGGACUCUACUACUUCGUACACCACAAGUUCAUCUACUGCUUCAGCUACAACAUCUACGGCAAUUCCAACGUCCACAUCAACCGAAAGUACUUCAACUCCCACAACAAUAACCGAAAGUACUACAACAUCUACUGCGAUCCCAACAUCCUCCACAUCGGACUUUACGACUACGUCCUCUGCGUCAACCUCCACAGCAAUUCCGACGUCCACAACAAUCGGUAUAACGACAUCCACAGCUAUUCCACCAACCACAGAAUCGCUGAAACUGUGGCAGAAACUGCAGAUUACAUCAAUGCCUCAGUCCGUUACUUCGCUGUGCCACUUUUAUCCACGCCUGUGCUUGAAACCGGAGGAGGCCCAAUUUGUACGUCUGGCCGAUGA